Molecule: messenger RNA, 543 nt
Organism: Dracunculus medinensis (Guinea worm)
Lineage: Eukaryota; Metazoa; Nematoda; Chromadorea; Rhabditida; Dracunculidae
Source: the annotation of a GenBank genome assembly
UUGGCUCAAGCUUUUGCCAUUCAACAGCAACAACAACAACAGCAACGCGCAUUAGCUGCCAUUCAACAAAAUAUCCAUACUGCGAAUCCAUUCCUUCAAGCACUUACAUUACAAAAUAUUGCCCAAACUUUUAUGCUAAACCCAACUAAUGAUAACCUGCAACGACCGCGUUUUUUCUGCUAUUUGUGUUUCAAAGUUUUCCAGUCACAGUCUCAAUAUACAAUCCACUAUUUCUUAUUCAGGGACAACGCAAACUUACCGGAACAAUUAUUUGAACCUAAUCAAUUAACAGAAGAACCAACUGCUUCUAAUACGACAAAUCAUUGUGAACAAUGUGAAAAUAAUCGUCAGAAAAUUAAAGAACUCGAGCAAACACUUGAGUUGACACGACUUGAAUUAAGAAACACGCAACAAUUAAUGGAACGAAUAAGCACUAUGGCUGGAUCUUUACUGGAAUCUUGUACGAGUUUCGAUAAACAAUGGCAUAUGCAAAGUCGUAAAGUUUAUUCACAACUCGAAUCUGUUUUCUACAAAAUCGAAUAA